Molecule: messenger RNA, 3169 nt
Organism: Lycium barbarum (goji berry)
Lineage: Eukaryota; Viridiplantae; Streptophyta; Magnoliopsida; Solanales; Solanaceae
Product: exosome complex exonuclease RRP44 homolog A
Exons: 24
Coding region: 158-2962 (934 amino acids)
Biological process (GO): rRNA catabolic process
Cellular component (GO): nuclear exosome (RNase complex); cytoplasmic exosome (RNase complex)
Molecular function (GO): endonuclease activity; RNA binding; 3'-5'-RNA exonuclease activity
Source: RefSeq, a predicted model, not a curated record
AAUCCCACUCUUUCAAGAAGAAAGCCUAAAACAUUCAAGAAAACCAAAAAAGAGGCGCUUCUUCAUCCUAUAUUUCUCUGUCGCCCAACGCAACAAACAACUACAUCAGUUUUCGCAAAACCCAAAAUCCAUAAAGAAGAAUCGUAACAACCGCAAUAUGUUGAAGAGCAAAGCAUUCUCGAGGCAAACCAGACAAGGCAGAAUAAUUAAGGAAGUUAGGGAACACUAUUUACGUGAUGAUAUUUCUUGUGGAGCUCCAUAUUGUGACGAAAAAAAAUGUAAAGAAAAACCUCCUGGCUUAAGUGCCACUGCCACCACUGUUCUUGUUCUUGAUACCAACAUUGUUCUCAACCAGAUUGAUUUGUUGGAGAAUCCAGCUAUUGAUAAUGUGGUGGUGUUAUCGGUGGUGUUGGAUGAGGUCAAGAACAAGAAUAUUGCGGUUUAUAACAGACUCAGGGCUCUAUGUAGCAAUUCUUUAAGGAAGUUCUUUGUCUUUUCUAAUGAAUACCACAAGGAUACUUAUGUGAAGGCCAUGGCUGGUGAAAGUCCAAAUGAUCGAAAUGAUAGAGCUAUUAGGGCCGCGGCUAAAUGGUAUCAGGGUCAUCUUGGCAGCGCAGUAAGCAUCUUGCUAAUUACGAAUGACAGAGAGAACAAGAGGAAGGCAAUUGAAGAGGGAAUUUCUGCUGAGACAGUUGAGUGUUAUGUAAAGUCACUUGGUCAGCCGGAAUUGCUUGACCUAAUAGUUCAGCCUCCUUCUGAAGAUGUUAAUAUGGAUGAUGUUGAUGAUUUGAGGCCUAAAAAGCGAAAAAUCAUUUAUAAUGAGCAUAAGCCCAUGUCGGAAAUUACUUCUGGCUUGCUUCGGGGACUUCUUCACCAGGGGAAACUUCGUGUUAACCGUUUUAAUCCAUUUGAAGCAUAUGUUGGAAGUGAAAGCAUUGGUGAUGAGAUAAUUAUAUACGGGCGUGCAAACAUGAAUAGGGCUUUUGAUGGUGAUAUAGUGGCAGUUGAGCUUUUGCCUCAAGAACAGUGGCACGAGGAGAAGUCUUUGUCAUUGGCUGAUGAAGACGACGAAGAAGAAGAUGUUCAUUUAGCUCCAAAUACCGCUGAUGAUGCUCCUAGAGUCAUGAAUCAAGGGAAAACUGAACCUGAGGAAGUGAAACCUUCUCGCCCAACUGGACGUGUUGUUGGUAUCAUAAAGCGGAACUGGCACUCUUACUGUGGAUCCUUGGAGCCAAUGCCUAUGCCAGCAGGUGAUGGUGGUCGAGCCCAUGCCUUAUUUGUAUCCAAAGACCGCAGAAUCCCUAAGAUACGGAUACAAACUCGUCAAUUGGGAAAUUUGCUGGAUAAACGGAUUAUCGUUGCGGUUGAUUCAUGGGAUCGUCUGUCCCGAUAUCCAACCGGUCACUAUGUCAGGACAAUUGGAGAAAUAGGUGAUAGGGACACUGAAACAGAGGUGGUAUUAAUAGAGAAUGAUAUAGAUGCCAGGCCAUUUUCUGCCCAAGUGUUGGCGUGCUUGCCACCAUUACCUUGGUCUGUGUCUUCUCAAGAUUUGACAAAUCCUAUUAGACAGGAUUUGCGUCAUCUGCGUGUAUGUAGUGUGGACCCUCCUGGAUGCAGGGAUAUUGAUGAUGCAUUGCAUUGUAUGCCUCUUCCAAAUGGAAAUUUUGAAGUGGGAGUUCAUAUUGCUGAUGUUACUAAUUUUGUUUAUCCUGGAACUCCCCUUGAUGAUGAGGCUUCACAAAGAGGCACUUCUGUAUAUCUUGUAGAGCGUAGAAUCGACAUGCUUCCAAAACCUCUUACAGAAGAUAUUUGUUCACUUCGUGCUGAUGUUGAAAGACUAGCUUUCUCAGUUAUCUGGGAAAUGACACCUGAUGCUGAGAUAAUUUCUACAAGAUACACUAAAAGCGUGAUUAAAUCGUGUGCAGCAUUAUCCUAUGUCGAGGCUCAAGCGAGAAUGGAUGACAGUCGCUUGGUGGAUCCAAUAACUUCAGAUUUACGAAAUUUAAAUGGGUUAGCCAAGAUAAUGAGGCAAAGACGUAUUGAUAGGGGUGCACUGACACUUGCUUCUGCUGAAGUCAAAUUUCAGAUUGAUACUGAAACUCAUGACCCUCUUGAUAUCGGCAUGUAUCAGAUUCGUGAAGCAAACCAAAUGGUUGAGGAGUUUAUGCUUGCUGCUAAUGUUGCAGUUGCUGAAAAAAUCCUGAUGCAUUUUCCGCUCUGCUCACUAUUAAGACGCCAUCCAAGCCCAACCAAAGAAAUGCUUGAGCCUCUUCUCCGCACAGCUGAAUCAGUUGGUCUUAGUUUGGAUGUGACAUCAUCCAAAGCAUUGGCUGACUCCCUAGAUCGUGCUGUGGGUGAUCAUGAUCCGUACUUCAACAAGCUGAUUCGAAUUCUGGCAACCAGAUGCAUGACACAGGCGGUUUACUUCUGUAGUGGAGACCUUAGUCCUCCGGAAUAUCUUCAUUAUGGUCUUGCCUCUCCACUUUAUACUCAUUUCACCUCGCCCAUUAGAAGAUAUGCUGAUGUCAUCGUUCAUCGGUUGCUUGCUGCUUCUUUGGGGAUUUAUAAGCUUCCUGGUGUUUUCCAAGAUAGAUCCAAGCUAACUAGUAUUUCUGACAAUCUAAAUUAUCGGCAUAGGAAUGCUCAGAUGGCCAGCAGAGCGUCAGUAGAGCUCCAUACCCUCAUUUUCUUCAGGAAGCGGCCAACAGAUACAGAGGCAAGAAUAGUAAAAAUAAGAUCCAAUGGCUUCAUUGUGUUUGUGCCCAAGUAUGGUAUUGAAGGGCCUGUAUACUUGACCUCAAAAGGCGACAAUGGAGGGGAAUGGUCGGUCGAUGAGAAACAACAGAAAAUUAAAAAGCUUGAUGGGAGUGUUUCGUAUGGUGUACUUGGAACUGUGAGGAUUCACAUGGAGGUGGUUGAGCCCCAGCCUAAUCGGCCUAAACUCCAACUGACCCUUGUAUGAGACCAACAACUUUAUCAAGGAAGUUUUAAUUUAAAAAAACUUUACCAAGAAAGUGGGAUAAGUCUAGGUCGAUAGUACGUAGUUGUUAGUCCGGUGUGAGUGACUUAGUUUGUAACUGUCAAGAUGAUUGGAUGAUGCAGCUCCAUAAACAUAUAAAAUAUAUACAUAAAUUUUCCAAAAAUUAUUCUUUUAUCGCGUUCUGCCACA